Messenger RNA from Symbiodinium necroappetens, 606 nucleotides. Lineage: Eukaryota; Dinophyceae; Suessiales; Symbiodiniaceae. The record is from the annotation of a GenBank genome assembly.
AUGGUGGCGGUGCUUCGCAGUGACGUGGUGAGGCACAGGGCCGUGGUCGUGGGGACAGACAGCGGCGGUUGGGAGUCGGGUUGCAACAAGUCUGUGACGCCGGUCCACAAGCAGAGCUGGAUCGAGAAGCUGUUGGAGGAGCUGAGCCUCCACUGUGGGCCUGUGGCCUCCACACCCCUGGGGGUGUCUGAGAUGCACCUCCACAGCUUUCUAGCAAAUACCCGCACCUUCCACACGGUCGGUGGCGGUGCAGCACGGCUGACGUAUCAACUCCUAGAGGAGGGGGCCGAUGUGAGGCCCAUUGAAGGCAACAUGUACACGGAAGCUGCACUGCUCGGGGACUUCGUGGUGGAUGACAUUAAGGUGCUGGUCGGCAGCUUCCCAGGGCUCUUCGGCACCGAGCUGGGUGACAAGCUGAGGAGCUUCUGCCUGCGCCAUGGUGUGCCCCUUGCCUGGGGACUGGGUAACAGCCGACCCUGGCCAGUGGAAGAGAAGCAGCUAUUGGACUGGCUACCCCUGGAGCCUUUCGAAUACUGGCAUGGAGCCGGUGUUCGGCUUCUGGACUCACUGCGAGAGAGCUUUAGGCUAUCGGGUAUUGGCUUUUAG